AUGAAGAUUAUGAUCAAAAGUGAAGACUGGUCCAGACGGCUUAUCGAGCAAUCAGCGCCCAACCGCGCACACCGGCCGAGGGAACGAACGUACCGCGAUCGUCCCGCGCCGUAUCCGCAUCCCGAAGUCCACGGCCGAGCUCACGUCCCGACCCGGGAAAGCAACGUCCCGCGGUCGAGCCGUUCCAGCUCGCCACCACAAGCCGCACGACCGCGCCGCGCGAACAGGAAGGCAACAGCUCGCGGCCGCGCACACCCACGUACCGCGCCGACCCAUCCGUCCGACCAGGGAAGACUUCGCCCACGUCCGGAAAUUUCAUCGGCCAAAUCUUCAUCCGUCCGACCCCGUCGGCCGAACCGAAAACUCUCGGCCACGAUGUUCCGACCGUGCAUGACUAGGAGGUCCAACAAGGACAACCUAGUUGAACAUCCAGAGAUAGACAAGCUUGAGAAGCAACUUAGGAAGCAAAAGCCCAAGAGAUGGCCGACGAAGCAGCUCGCGCUCACGCCGCUGAAGUGGCGCGCGCUCAAUGAAGAAGGAAGAGAUCCACCUCCUCCUCCUAAUCCACAAGACCCUGCUGGAGAUGUGAAUGUGCAACCUCAAGCUGGAGCAAACAAUCGGAGACUAUGA
Molecule: messenger RNA, 630 nt
Organism: Microthlaspi erraticum
Lineage: Eukaryota; Viridiplantae; Streptophyta; Magnoliopsida; Brassicales; Brassicaceae
Source: the annotation of a GenBank genome assembly